Molecule: messenger RNA, 1998 nt
Organism: Coniophora puteana RWD-64-598 SS2
Lineage: Eukaryota; Fungi; Basidiomycota; Agaricomycetes; Boletales; Coniophoraceae
Exons: 5
Coding region: 1-1998 (665 amino acids)
Biological process (GO): magnesium ion transport
Cellular component (GO): membrane
Molecular function (GO): magnesium ion transmembrane transporter activity
Source: RefSeq, a predicted model, not a curated record
AUGGAUAACGGCUCGGGCAUAUCCAUACCUCUCGGCAUAUUCAUCGGCCUCCUGGCCUCUUUUGUCCAAAGUCUGGGCCUCGCUAUACAGCGCAGAAGUCACGUACUCAAUGGUCAACUCCCAGAGGCGGAGCGCAAGGUUGAGCAUAGACGACCACUAUGGAUCAUUGGUUUUGUCAUCUUCCUUGGUUCCAAUAUCUUUGGGUCCUUCAUACAGAUAGCUUCCCUUCCCGUCGUUAUUUUGGCACCGCUGGGCGCCGUCUCCCUCCUUUGGAACGCACUCUUUGCCCGUCUACUCCUCCGCCCUCCUCUCCUCUUGGGAACCGCACUCAUUGCAGGUGGUGCCGUUCUCAUUGCCGUUUUUGGCAUUGUCCCGGAGCAGCCCCGUACUUUGGACGAACUCCUGGCCCUCUUCCGCCGCCCUGCAUUUAUCGCGUGGUUCUGCGUCGAAGGCGUUGCGCUGCUAGUAUGCUUGGUAGUGACCCACAUGGUCGAGUUUGCCUACGCAAAGCGACUUCAGGCUGCGUCCUACUUGCUACUGGAUUCCGACGGCGAAGAGGAGCUCUCACAAUCUCCACAGGACAUAACAGCGCCGCCCGCAAAUCAGCAGCCAUCGGCACUCACGACUGGGCUCAGUGAGCAGAUCGCAACUGUUGAAAGUGUUACAGAGCGUACACCUCUCCUUGAUCCCAAACCCGCCAUAUCCUCCUCCAGGCAACCAACAACCAUGCUGAAACAGCGCUCUCCUUCCCCCUCACCCUCUUCGAGCACGGAUGGUGCCAAUCCUCAGGCGGUUGUAAGAGGCUUCUCUUCUCGUACACCGCUGUUUUUAGCCUUGGCAUACGCUGCGGCCUCUGGAAUAUUGUCAGGAUUGUGCCUCAUAUUUGCGAAAUCAGGGGUUGAGCUGCUUGUCCUGACACUCAAGGGCCACAACCAGUUCUACCGGUGGGAAACGUGGAUGUUGCUCCUUGGGCUCGUUGUCUUUGCCCUUGGCCAGCUGUGGUACCUCAAUCGCGGCUUACGCCUUUCAGAUCCCGCAUUUGUGUGCCCAUCUGCUUUCUGCUUUUACAAUUUCUCAUCUAUCCUCAACGGUCUCGUCUACUUCAACCAACUGGGAGAACUACCUGGCUGGCACAUCGUCCUGGUCGUUUUGGGUAUGCUGAUACUGCUCGCCGGUGUAUGGGCUGUGAGUGCCCAAGCUGGUGUGAACGAGACGCGGGUAGGCGAAGAAGGAGCGUCCGACGACGGCGAGGAAGCGAUCGCGGAUGAAGAAGAUAUCUUGGAACCAUCACCUAGGGAUGCCGAGGAGCAAAUAUCUUCAGUUCAGAGACUGUCGUCCGCAUCUGCAUUCUCGCGCCGAUCUUUGCAGCCGCGUUUGUUGUCAAGCACUGGACCACCUACAGUCCAUCGGUCUUCGAGGUCUCUAGAUGGGACAAGACUAGAGAACUCGCUGUCGUUGGAGACGAUACGACCUUCGAGCGCGGAUUCGCCUCCACCAUCACCAUCCACACGAGCCGAUUCAGAGGUGGUUUCCCCUAUUAGUACUACGCGCAUGUCACUUGCCGGGCGUCGAAGACGUCAGACGAUGGCAGUGGACACUUCGAGUGGUGGAUCUUCAUACCUCCAGUCACCGCAGGCGGCCAACAACUCGGCACUGCUUUCACCUCCACUCGGGGGAGGCUUGUCGAUUGGGCUGUCGCCCAUUAGUCCUGGUUUCUCUCUGAUCCACCCAGAACAGCGAGAACAUCAUCGACAUUCUUCGAGAAGACUCAGUGGGCUUGGGCUUGGGUUUUCCGAUGUAGUGGAUGACGCUGUGCAAGAGCGGCCGCGGACAACGAGCGAAGGUCAGAUGAGCGGCCAUAGCCAACGUAGUCAGCGGAGGGGAGAAGAGGACGGGGGCGGGAAUCACGAACAAGUAGCGCAGCUUGAUGCUCGACCAGGUAUGGCGUCCGCACGAUGGAACUGGCUGCGUCGUGCUGUUCGGAGAGAGCGAAGCUGA